AUGGACUCUUUUGGUGUGGAGGAGUUCCUGUCGGGCAGAACCGAGCAGUGGGAGAGCAGCAGCACCUUUGCCUUCACUCUCACUUUCACUCUCACUCUCACCCUUCUCUCUUACACCUGGACCAGCAGCAGCCCCGUGCAGGAUGCAAGGCGGGCAGGGCAGUGGCAGAUUCCCUGGCGGAAAUAA
Colletotrichum spaethianum is the source of this 186-nucleotide messenger RNA. RefSeq lists its product as uncharacterized. The transcript is spliced from 2 exons. Lineage: Eukaryota; Fungi; Ascomycota; Sordariomycetes; Glomerellales; Glomerellaceae. The record is from RefSeq and is a predicted model, not a curated record. The coding region runs from base 1 to 186 and encodes 61 amino acids.